Haplochromis burtoni (Burton's mouthbrooder) is the source of this 1431-nucleotide messenger RNA. Its product is annotated as lethal(2) giant larvae protein homolog 1-like. Lineage: Eukaryota; Metazoa; Chordata; Actinopteri; Cichliformes; Cichlidae. Gene Ontology annotation, biological process: regulation of establishment or maintenance of cell polarity; establishment of spindle orientation; regulation of protein secretion. Gene Ontology annotation, molecular function: GTPase activator activity; myosin II binding. Gene Ontology annotation, cellular component: cortical actin cytoskeleton; cytoplasm; plasma membrane. The annotation marks the transcript as partial. The record is from RefSeq and is a predicted model, not a curated record. The transcript has 10 exons.
CGGGAUACCUGCAGCUAUGGGGCGCCUGGUGUGGAGUUCACAGGUCUGCACAAUGACACCACUGCUGUCACACAAAUCCACUUCCUGCCUGGACAGGGUCGUCUGCUGUCACUGUUGGAUGACAACACAAUCCACCUGUGGGAGCUGGUGGCCGGACCCCUGAGAGAGGUCGGUGGGGUUAAGAAAGAGGGCGUGGUUUCUCUACAGGAAGUGAACACCUACAAUCUGCCCGGCAGACCUGGCAUCGAGAGCUGCAGUGCCACUCGGGUGACUGUCCUCCUCUUGCUGAAGUCAUGUGACCUCCUCUGCGUUGGAACAGAGGGAGGAGGCGUCUACUUCCUAGAGGUGCCCAGCCUCUCGCUGAAAGAUAACCAGACACUGCUCCAGGAUCAGAUCACACACAGUCUGCCAGAUGACUACAGAUGUGGGAAAUCUCUGGGGCCGGUGGAAGCUCUUCAGGAACACCCUCAACAGUCAGGGAAGAUUCUGAUUGGCUACAGCCGAGGCCUGGUGGUCCUGUGGGAUCUGAGCAUUCGUCACGCUGAGCAGCUCUUCCUGGGCAAACAGCAACUGGAGAGUCUGGUAUGGGAACGCUCUGGAAACUUAUUUGUCUGUUCCCAUAACGAUGGAGGCUAUUCAGUUUGGGCUGUUACCAGUGGCAGCACCUGCAAUCACCAGCCAGUGUCCUCCACUAUCCCCUACGGUCCAUUUCCCUGUAAAGCCAUCAGCAAAAUCCUGUGGAGGACAACACAAGCAGGUUCUCCAGUGCUUUUAUACAGUGGAGGGAUGCCCAGAGCCAGUUAUGGUGACCGCCACUGUCUAACGAUCCAACAGGACAAAGAUCACGUCACCCUCGACUUCACAUCUCGAGUGAUUGAUUUCUUCACCGUCCACAGUGUGGAGCAAGAGAGAGAGUUUGAUGAGCCAUCUGCUUUAGUGGUGUUACUAGAAGAAGAACUGGUUGUAAUUGACCUCCAGACCCCCGGAUGGCCCUCUAUGCCCACUCCCUAUCUUGCUCCUCUUCACUCGUCAGCCAUCACCUGCUCCUGCCACAUCUCCAGCGUCCCUCCUAAACUCUGGGAGAGGCUGGUCAAUGCUGGCAAAGCACAGCAAAGCCGGCAGCACACACACAGGAGCUGGCCGAUAUGUGGGGGGAAAAAUCUGGCACCUCCACCUAAACAACAAGAACUGCUAUUGACAGGCCAUGAGGAUGGCACGGUGCGAUUCUGGGAUGCUUCGGGUGUCGCCCUCACUCCGCUGUACAAACUCAGCACAGCCAACGUCUUCCACACCGACUGCGACCCUAGCGAUGACCCGCAGGACCCCAGCAACGACCCCGAUAUGCAGCAAGAGGAGGAAGAAUGGCCUCCGUUCAGGAAGGUGAGAAGCAAUGAGGCUUUUCACGAAAGGAGGUGAAAUGGACAUAAAUAU